Molecule: messenger RNA, 4309 nt
Organism: Anneissia japonica
Lineage: Eukaryota; Metazoa; Echinodermata; Crinoidea; Comatulida; Comatulidae
Exons: 1
Coding region: 777-2207 (476 amino acids)
Source: RefSeq, a predicted model, not a curated record
AAAAAACACAAAAACUUCAAUUAUUUGAAUAGCUCAUUUGAAAGGAUACAAUAAGCUAAAGUAACUACAGUAUUAACCAGAAUAGAUAAAAAAAAUUACAGACAUUAUUAAUACAAAAAUUUAUUACACUUUACAGUACCAAUUUAAGUGUCAAUGUGACGGUUGUCUAUUAAUUUCGUUGCCGAUUAUUCUUUCUCGUUCCGAUUUUAAAUUAAUAAAUUGAAAAUUAAGCCAUUCAGGUAGUAGAUUAUGACGUCUUCUAACCUGAAUUAUGUACAACGCCCUCAAUGUGUAUGAAUUUUGCGUAGGGCAAUUAAAGUUUAUAUAGAUUUGUAUACUUAAAAGAAAUACACGAUUUUAUUAAACAAAGUGCUAUAAAGUACAGUCUCCUUUCAUAUGAAACUGUUACUUUAGUUUCUAGGUAAACAAAUGAAUAGAAGUUACUACAGUGCUGCAAUACAAACUCCUUCUUUCGGACGUGAUCGUUGUGUAUAUAUAUAUAAGUAGUUAGGGCUACAUAUCCUGUUACUGUAGUUUAGCUUGAUGACCUACAUUCGUUUUGAUCAUGUGACUUCAAUCCUAAUAUUAUCCUUAAUCCGGACACCGGCGGGAGCUCAAAGUUCAAACAGCUCUUAAUCAUGUGACGGUGUCGGCUGAUUAUUAACUUGGUGGAUCAACCACCGUUCCGGGUACCAUAGUAAAUAAUACGGUACGUAAUGCAGGGCAUGUGUUAACGGUUAAUUUACUAUCAUUGUAGUAAUUUUUCACUUGAAAUUAUGACUACCACCACGAAUGGGUCGGAACGUCGGCCCCAGACGCAUGGGGACAGAUCGGAAUGGCAGGGCUACGAAUGGCAGGUUCCCCUUCACGAAAUCGUCGAUUGCGAUAAAUGUUCUCCGAGUUGCCGUAACUGCUACUACAAAUGCCGUGGUCUACCGGUAGCCUUUAAAAUCGUCAUGAUUAUCGUAAUACUCUCAACCACGGUCCUUCUCAUGGCACUUAUCGUAAGAUUCGGCUCGUUUGGACCUAGCACAUAUCUGGUGGGGAAUGGAGAUCAAAUACAGUUUUCGGAUGAUUCAUCUCAAAACGAGGAUAACGGAUUUUCCCGUAUGUUCUGUUCCAGUUUGAGCCUCACAUCGGCGUCGUCACACCCCCAGAACUUUAGCUCAUUUGCUGUCAUGACCAAACCUAUGAGAUCAAGAGAGCGGCUACGCUAUACCUUACAUGAAACAAUUUUGCUUAAUUACGGCUCGUAUCUAUAUAUUGUACAUACAUUUGAUCACACUGACACUUUCAGCAUUCUAGGUUGUGUUCAAAAUGAUUAUCAAGUAACCUAUGCCAUACUCUAUGUUAUUCAUGGAGAUGAGAACUAUAAGAAAUGGCAAGAUGAUAGUCAGGAUUGUUCGUCAUGCUACAGUCGCAGAGAGAUAUUCAAUCCUUGUCUUUAUGGGGAUACUAAAGUUCAUUUAACGUUUUCGUCAACGGACAUCGUGUAUUUCGCCUACACAUUGGAGUAUAGUUACACACCACAGGCAAGUUUAUCGCUGAAAUUUAUCUUUGAUAGGGCGAGAUUCGAAAUGGAGAAUAUUGUAGACUCUUGUGUGAACACAACAUUUUGUAAUCUGGCAAUACCGCUACACACCGCCGAUAUUGUAAUUGAACAAGAUGUACAAUUUAAGGAAAAUACGAACAGAAUUCGAACAGUUUGUGGAGCCAGAAUAAGUAUUUACUUUGCAUUUUUUGUCGGUGUUCCAGUGGCAGCGGGCAUUGUGCUAACCUGUCUUGGUUUGAUAUUGAAGCGAUGUCAGGAUGAUUUAAUCCGUGAUAUUGAACGUGCUGAUAGGGUCCGGGAAUAUCAGAGAUACAGAGUGAUCAGGUCAAAUUCAUCUAGGAAUUCAACUACUCCAGCGCGGACAAAUAUCCAGAACACAGUAACUUCAGAAAGAUCCAUGUUCAGUUCGUCAAGUUUGUCUGCUAAUCGGGCUCUUAGUGUUUCGGCAACUGUUCCUCUGGUUCAACAUGAACAACUUGUCGGGAGUUUACCGGAUUAUAACAGUCUUGAUUCGACCCAGAGACAACCGCCAACAAAUGAGCCACCGCCUCCCACGUAUCAGAGUGUUGCCUGUGAAACAUUUAGCCAAUCGGAGCAGCACGACCAAACACAACCUGCACCGCCCACUUAUGAUGAUGCGAUCAAUCUUCCUUAAAAGAUAUAGCUAGCUCCACGUAUUCUAAAUUAAUACCAGCACCCUUCAUCCCUUUGAGUGGCUGCGAUGAGUUGAUUGAAGAGCCGUUGCUAGUAUUUGAAAUACGACUAUUUUGGAAUAUUUCGAGUACAUUAUGUACCAGUACUAUUAUUGUUACGUGUAUUGGGAUAUCGAGGUCAGUCCGCUGUCCGGCAUCAUCCUUUAAACUCAGACCAAAAUCAAUGCAAUCGCCCGCGAGCGCGACAUCCAGGAGGACCAUGUUGAGGUUAAUGUAGCAAAAUCAUAUGGCGGAUCCGAAAGGGACGUUCACACCCACCAGAGCAGCAAAAAUGAGGGCCUAGCUCCAUUGACAACUAUUAUAGGAAAGGGAAUGAUCCCUCUUUGCAAACCCUCCCUUUGGAUCAUAUGUCCUUGACUGGCGAUUCACACCCUCGCCUACCCUACUCUCUCCCCCACCCAACAUAAGCAUCCUGGAUGUCCGCUCCUGAAUUCGUAUAUGUAAAACCACAACAAUCAGAGAAUCAAAUAUAUAGGUCUACAUAACUUUACCGAAUAUAACCUCGAUUACAGUGUUUUUUAAUGUAUGUUUGCCGUUAAUAAUUACGGAUAGGAUUAAGCUAUAUUAAAAUCAAUAACUUUUCAUCGCGUGUUGUUUAGGUAACUAACCUCGAUAAUAUUCGAUUUCUUGUAAAUAAAUAUACGAAAUUUCUUUGGCGAAUAAUUUGAUACGAAUCGAUAUGUUAAUAAUACUAUCGAUAUUACUGGUUGUCAUGGUAAAAUUUUGCUUAAGCUGCCCCUGACCAUCAUUUUUGUUGUACUGUACCUCUUGUAAAUGUGUAUUGGUCGAAUAAAUAAAUGAAAUGAAUGAAUGAACAGAUAGAAUAACGGACAUUCAGUCUUUUUUAAGACGACAUUUCCAAACGUGUAGUACUUUUAUUAUUCAAAUAUUAUACAAUUUUAACAGUGUUCUCACGGCAAAUAUUUUGUUCAAAACCAUAAUGCAAUACGGUUAGGCUUUCACGAUCAAUAUGUACAUAUCAACCAAUUAAGAUACCGUAUCAUUUUUCAAACAUUGCCAAUAAGCCAUUUCAUAGUCUGCACUGCGCAUGCCCGUAUCCCAGGUCAAUCGACAUAAACAUAUGUUGUGUGUAUAUGUGGUGUGUCUUUAUGUCGAUUGAUCUGAUACGGGCAUAUGCAGUUCAGACUACGAAUUUUUUACUUUAUAUUUAUAGACUUACACAUGACAAAUAUAAUAAGUUCAUAUGCUGCAAAAUAGAAUGUGAGCAGACAAGUAAUUGACGUAUAAAACAAGUCUUUAAAAGUGAAUCCUAUUGUUCUGUUUCAAUUUUGUUCCUUUAAAAAUGUUUAAAAUACCCAUCAUUUUGCAGUGCUGUUGUGAAUUACUUAAACAGGCCUAAAUAUCUCCCCUUGCUUUUUUCCACAAUAGAAUAGUAAACGUCGACGAAAACAAGCGUAGAAAAAUAUAGAAUCUAAUUUACGCAAUAACAAAGAAAACAUGACGACGUAGAUGUAUUGACAUAUUUACUCAGCAUAAGCGCUGAGUGAAAUGCUUAUACGAUAUGGACGGAGAUCUGAUAUGCUGGCUAUCUCAACAUUCACAAAAUGUUUCAAUAUAUUCAACACAUUAACAAUCUAUUUUACAUAAUGCCACAGUGCUGCACACUUCAAAGAUAUCAUUAACUGCUAAUUUUGAGAUGAUGAAUGAUAUACUAACUACAUAUUAUAUUAAAGACGCCAUGACCUGGCUUUAAAUUAAUCACGAGCAUAGUUAUAUAUUGUGUGCAUUAUAUCCAUCGAAAAUUAUAUUUUGCAUAGAAAAAAGUACAUUAUAAUUAUAUUUUAGUAUUAGCAUAACACAUUUGCACAAGUCCGUUUUGUUCAUUAUUAUAAAGUAUCAUUAUUAUGGAACGCCAUUAGUGCCUUUAGUGCAGAUGCGUCGUGUCAAAUCUGCCCUGAAUUGACAAAAUGGCGUUUCAUACGAAAUUACAUACGUAAACGUAUACGUUGGUUGCAAAUCCAGUCCGUCCCUGCUUUUGUUACAUUUAAUUUAUUACCAACGCCCUAUCGUUAUUUAAAAAAAA